Messenger RNA from Uranotaenia lowii, 3033 nucleotides. It is a transcript of the gene slx1, whose product is annotated as structure-specific endonuclease subunit SLX1 homolog. The coding region runs from base 749 to 1744 and encodes 331 amino acids. Gene Ontology annotation, cellular component: Slx1-Slx4 complex. Gene Ontology annotation, biological process: double-strand break repair via homologous recombination. Gene Ontology annotation, molecular function: 5'-flap endonuclease activity; crossover junction DNA endonuclease activity. NCBI's taxonomy places the organism in Eukaryota, Metazoa, Arthropoda, Insecta, Diptera, Culicidae. The transcript has 4 exons. The record is from RefSeq and is a predicted model, not a curated record.
UGGUAAAUUUCGCCCGUCACGCUUGACCCGACUAGUUUUGUUUCAUCAAACGACUGGCACUGUUCUCAAUUGACGGAGCCUCACUACUCGCAUGACGGAUAAAGCACGACACCAAUCAACAUUUCUCCAUCAUCGACUGGCGAAGCUCCUACACAUGGUCAAAAUUUCUCCUGAGAGUGACUGGCAAAUCUCUUCACACUUCGAUCGGCUGCUGACGACAGGUACAACUAAUUGAACGACUUGCUGGCAGAGAGCAACAAUAGCAAUAAAAAACUGAAAACGAGCUUGCUGGCAGGAGCAACAAUAAUAAUAAAUGCGUUUCUUUUUCGUCAUCGGUCGUUUGAAUGCGAUUGCUUGACUAGGUUAUUAUUUUAGCUUCAAAUGACUGGGGAAUGAAUGACUGGCAAACGAAGUGACUGGUCGUUAAGGAACAGUCAAUUGAGUUUGACGGACCAAGAGGCUUCACAGUCACAGCUUCACGCAUCAUGACGAUGACUUUUGCCAAGCCUGGUUGCAACAAACACAUUAAACGAAUACAUACUUUCAUUUUUCUUUGAAAAUGGUUGUACUUAUUGAAAGUAAAUUAAGUUCAGCGGAUUUUUUUUGAUAUGUCUCAUUUGGUUUUUGAUGGGGAAGAGUCUGAAAAUGGCUUGAAGAAUGGUAUUUAAAAACUUAGAUCAGUUAAAAAUCAAACCAUUACUUCAAACCGGAUUGGCGCGUCUUACAAUACAUUCUGGAUUAACAGGUAAUGGUAAUGAUAAUUCAUGGUUUCCCGAACAACAUCUCGGCGCUCAGGUUUGAAUGGGCCUGGCAACAGCCCAAGGUAUCCAGGCGGCUCAAAGCCAUUCCAGAACUGCAGAAAAAGCAGCGCAAAGAAAGCAACCUGGAGUACAACUUUCGCAUACUCACCGAGAUGCUCCGGAUCGGUCCCUGGAAUCGAUUACCGCUGACGGUGCGCUGGCUGGCCGACGAGUAUCAUCGCGAGUUUGAGAUAGGGAAGGUGCCACCCAUGCAUAUGCCAAUUAGCUUCGGACGCAUCAAGAAAGUUCGUAAAAAGGGAAACGCCAGCGAACAAACAGACAAGACGAGAAGACGGCAAAAGAAGACGACGGCAACAGGGAAGAAAUGUGAAGAACCUGGGGCCGACCGGUUGGCGAUUGCCGUUUCAUCGAAUAAUGGCAAAUCAAAGAAUAGUAAAAGUAAACACAUUACCGUUAAUUACGAUUAUGAUGUGGACGAGUAUGACCUGAUUGUGAUGGGCGGUGGAGCGACGGAAGAAGAAGCGGCAGAAGCAGAACCCGCUCAGGGAAGUUCGCGGAAUGAGGGCAUAGCUGAGGCCGAUGGUGCUAAUCAUGAUAUAAUCAUUAGUUCGGAUGACGAUCAAGAAGACGAGCACGAGCACCAGCAGCAAUCACUGGCCGAUUGUUGUACGAUUUGUCAGGGAUCCAUUCGCGUUUUUUCUGAGCAAGAAGAUGAUGGGCAAGGUAGCUGCAGCAGCAGUGAUUUUCCGUUGCGGUGUAUUCAGUCGAGCUGUCGAUUGAUUUGUCACAUUGAGUGCCUGGCGAGCCGGUGUCUGGAACCAGGUCAAUAUGUCCCUGUUGCCGGGAAGUGUCCCAUUUGCGACAGCUACUUUCUGUGGGGAGAUUUGAUUCGGAAAGCAAAUGGGUGCAGUGAUCUGGUACAGGAUCUAGACAAUACCACUGUCCUUGAGGUGGAUGAUGUUUCCGAUAGUGAUGUUGAAUAAUUAGUUGAAUUUUCGUUUGGUUUAGAAAAUAGAUUUACCUAAAGGGUUUUUGAUAUUUUUUUAGUUUUAAUUGAGUUACCAUAUUAAUACCACGUCCUAGCUAAAACCAGAACUUCGAAUCCAAUUUCUGGAUGUUAAUUUUAAAUUCUGAAUCUGAAUUUUCUGUUCAAAGCUUAACACCGUUUGUUAAGUUAUUCAUAUGAUAAGUAGUGCAUUGAUUAUUAUCGCCAGUUAAUUUCGACCAGUUAGAUCAAUCCGAUUCAAUAAGAGCAAAUGUGACCCUCCCUACCAAUACUACUUCGACAAUAUGAUGCUAAAUUUUGGCGCAAAUAGUUUUCGUCAGAGCAGGAAAAAUUUAAAUAAAGGAUUAUAUAGUCGACCAUAGAGAAGUAAAGUUGUCCCUUAAUAAAUCGCGCAAUAAAAAUUGUUGGUUUUGAUUUAACCAUUGCGAGUAUUCAUUAUAAAACAUUUUUAGUGCCGUGACCAGGAUACAAAUAUCCGCCCGUUCUGUGUCAUGUGAAUACAACUCGAACGUUGGUUUUUUGUUCUGCGACCCACCAUUCCUGUAUAGUUCAUCAAAAACGGACGCUCAAAACUUCAUACCUACCACCAUUGCGAUUCCCAGCUGGUGGUUUGAAUACGUUCCAUCCCUUGCCAAGAAGCUUCAAACGGAAUCUGCAGAGCUAAAAGAUAUACAAGGCCUCCUGAUUAAACAGGAAUCAGGUAAUUACCUCUCCAACCUGUUACCAGCCGUUAGUCGGUGCUUUUAGAUUUCGUUUGUUUUCUAUACAUUGUUCGACUGGAGCGUUAUUAAAUUGGACAACAUUUGCUGAAGUUUUGGGAGAGUGCUGAAUCAGUUCCGAUCAAGGAGCUUUGAUAACAGUCAUCGUCAGAUCCUUUUACGAGAACACACAGAAAGAACCAUAACCGUGACCCGGAGGGCAUUUGAACCACUAGCAGUUUAUGAUAUUAAAAACAAGGCAUUGAACUGCCUUGGUCAGGUGAGCACCUUUCCAAGUGAUUCAUUUUUUGUUGUCCGGCCUACCUGGUGUUUUCUUGCAGGCUACGACUUCCUGUUAGAAAAAGGAAACUAGCAAGAAAAUCUACGCUUACAGUAAGUUUGGAUCAAAUCUGUUUUCGGAUACCGUCAAGGGUGCAACAACCGACAGCUGACAUAUUGUAUUUAUACAAGGCACUAAAUUGCCUUGGUCAGAUCCCAGCAAACAAUAAAACAUGUCAACGUCCGACAUGGAUCAGGAUCGUUAUAAGCAGCAACUCUGCUCUAGAAG